UUUAAGGGGAGAGGAAUGCAUUCACGCAAUGUUGAAGUUCGUCGUGACUGUCCUUAUCUUGAUACUGUUAAUCGUCAGGUGUUGGAUUUUGAUUUCGAGAGGUUUUGUUCUGUGUCCUUGUCAAAUUUGAAUGUGUAUGCUUGUCUCGUCUGCGGUAAGUAUUUCCAAGGAAGGAGCCAGAAGUCUCAUGCUUAUACGCAUAGUUUGGAAGCAGACCACCACGUUUGCAUCAAUCUUCUCACAGAGAAGGUUUACAGUCUUCCUGAUAGUUACGAGAUCAAUGACCCUUCUUUGGAUGACAUUCGUCAUGUUUUAAACCCAAGGUUUAGUAGGGCUCAAGUAGAAGAGCUCGACAAGAAUAGGCAGUGGUACUGGUCUAGGGCUCUUGAUGGCUCUGACUAUCUUCCGGGAAUGGUGGGAUUGAACAACAUACAAAAGACGACAGAGUUUGUGAAUGUUACAAUCCAAUCGUUGAUGAGAGUUACUCCUUUAAGGAACUUCUUCCUCAUUCCUGAGAAUUAUCAACAUUGCAAGUCUCCUCUUGUUCACCGUUUUGGAGAACUCAUUCGGAAGAUUUGGCAUGCUCGGAACUUUAAAGGACAGGUGAGUCCACAUGAAUUCUUGCAAGCUGUCAUGAAGGCCAGCAAGAAACGGUUUAGGAUAGGCCAACAGUCAGAUCCAGUUGAGUUUAUGUCGUGGCUCCUCAAAACUUUGCACAUGGAUCUUAGGCCUUCAAAGGACGCCAGCAGUAUCAUCCACCAGUGCUUCCAGGGUGAGUUGGAGGUUGUGAAAGAGUAUCAAGGCAAUGAAAACAAAGAAAGCUCCAGGAUGCCUUUUCUGGUGCUUGGGCUAGAUUUGCCACCGCCUCCUCUUUUCAAAGAGGAGAAAAACAUAAUUCCGCAGGUUGCUCUAUUCGAUUUAUUGAAGAUGUUUUAUGGAGAAACUGUGACAGAGGUGGUUCGCCCAAAGCUAGCCAGAAUGAGAUAUCGUGUAACCAGAUCGCCUCCUUACUUGAUGUUCCAUAUGGUUCGGUUCAAGAAGAAUAACUUUUUCAAGGAGAAGAACCCUACCCUGGUUAACUUCCCAGUGAAGGACAUGGGGCUGAGGGAUUACACACCAUCAUUGCCUACAGCCCCUAAAGGCGAGAAGGUGUGUUCAAAGUAUAAUCUAAUCGCUAACAUUGUACAUGAUGGUAAGCCUGAGGAUGGGUACUUCAGAGUCUUUGUGCAGAGGAAGUCACAAGAACUAUGGUACGAGAUGCAGGAUUUACAUGUUGCAGAGACACUUUCCCAAAUGGUAGAACUAUCGGAAGUGCAGAUAUAUGAGCAGCAGGAGAAAUAGAGCACUGGAAACAAACCAA
Camelina sativa (false flax) is the source of this 1360-nucleotide messenger RNA. The record is from RefSeq and is a predicted model, not a curated record. NCBI's taxonomy places the organism in Eukaryota, Viridiplantae, Streptophyta, Magnoliopsida, Brassicales, Brassicaceae.